AUGGUAGACCAACCAACGAAAUCCCUUUUGGAGUACGGUAUUCCUGAUACGACUACCGGAGUCCUUUCUAGCAUCAUAAGACCACCUGUAACAGCUCAGCACUUCGAGCUCAAGCCGCAAUUCAUCCAAUUCAUCUCCAAUGACUCAUUCGCAGGGCUACCACAUGAUUGCCUAGACAAGCUAGUGAAGGCCUUCUUAGUGAAGUAUUUCGGACAUGAGAAGACUGCCAGGUUGAGGAACGAGCUAUCCACCUUCCGACUGUCAGAUGACGAGUCUCUCUAUGAGGCUUGGAGAAGGUUCAAGAGGUUACAGAGACAAUGCCCUCAUCACGGUAUCCCAGAGUGGCUGUUGAUUCAAACCUUCUAUAAUGGCCUAACCCAUGAGUUCCGAAUCUACAUUGAUGCUGCAUCAGGGGGUUCUCUCUUGACAAAGAACCCAACUGAGGCAAAGGAGCUAAUUGAGAAGAUGGUGGCCAAUGAUAAUUAUCAUCCAGGAGGUCGUCAGAAUGUGAAAAAAGGAGGUAAGCUUGAUGUAGAUGCUUUGACUAUGUUAGCCAGUUCUGUGCAGGCACUAACAAGCAGGUUUGAUAAGCUCCAAUCUGGAACUUCUACUAGCCCACUGGAGGUGAGUCGCCUAUCAACUCUUCAAGAUCAAGCAAAGGUUCAAAAAGAACAAUGCAAUGCUGUUUUCUUGAGAAGAGAUGAAGCCUUUCCGAGGCAAGUUGUUGAGAAGGUGUGCAGUGAGGAGUCUAGGAAAGACAAAAAGGGCAAAGAUAUUCAAAGCUCCAAAUAUGUGGCUCCACCGGCUUAUGAGGAACCGAUGCCUUUCCCGCAACGGUUGUCAAAAGCCGUGCUCGAUAGACAUUUUGGCAAAUAUUGUGAAGCCCUCAAGAAGGUACACGCUUCUAUUCCCUAUUCUGAUCUUUUAGUUCAAAUGCCUCAAUUUGCAAAUUUUGUAAAGAAUAUUAAAGAUCGACAUGAGGAUAAGGAAGUAGCACAUAAGAAGGGCCCUACUCUCUUAUAUGAUAACCUACCACCUAAGCUGCAUGAUCCUGGUAGUUUCACUAUUCCCUGCACGAUAAACGAGAAAUUUUUCGAUAAGGUUUUGUGCGACUUAGGUGCUAGUGUUAACUUAAUGCCUUAUUCAUUGUAUGAGAAUUUAGGUUUGCAAGGACUUAAACCUUCCCCUAUUUAUCUUCAAAUGGCUGAUAGAACCUCUAGACUCCCUAAGGGUGUGGUUGAAGAUGUAUUAAUUAAGGUUGGUGAACUUAUUUUUCCUAUUGAUUUUGUUGUUAUGGACAUGAAAGUAGACCAUAAGAUCCCGAUUAUAUUUGGUCGUCCAUUCCUUGCCACAAGUCAAGCUCUAAUAGAUGUUCCUAAAGGACAAAAUCGAUGCUACUAA
Messenger RNA from Chenopodium quinoa (quinoa), 1401 nucleotides. RefSeq lists its product as uncharacterized. The record is from RefSeq and is a predicted model, not a curated record. The transcript is spliced from 4 exons. NCBI's taxonomy places the organism in Eukaryota, Viridiplantae, Streptophyta, Magnoliopsida, Caryophyllales, Amaranthaceae. The coding region runs from base 1 to 1401 and encodes 466 amino acids.